GGGGUUACCAGGCGCGCAGGCGCGGUGAGCUGAGGGCGCUCAAGAUGGCGGGGCCGCUGGCGGUGGCCGGCGAUGUGGUGGUGGACGCGUUGCCGUAUUUUGAUCAGGGUUACGAUGCGCCGGGGGUCCGAGAGGCGGCAGCUGCACUGGUGGAGGAAGAGACUAGACGCUAUCGACCCACUAAAAACUAUCUGAGCUAUUUGCCAACACCUGACUAUGCAGCAUUUGAAACUGAGAUCAUGAGGAAUGAGUUUGAGCGAUUGGCAGCUCGCCAACCAAUGGAGCUACUCAGUAUGAAAAGAUAUGAGUUGCCUGCCCCAUCAUCAGGACAGAAAAAUGACAUCACUGCAUGGCAAGAGUCUGUGAACAACUCCAUGGCACAGCUAGAACAUCAGGCAGUGAGAAUUGAAAACUUGGAGCUCAUGUCACAGCAUGGAUCAAAUGCAUGGAAAGUCUAUAACGACAAUCUGGUGCAGAUGAUUGAAAAUGCUCAGAAGGAACUUCAGAGACUGAGGAAACAGAUUCAAGACCUGAACUGGCUGAGGAAAAAUGACCAGCUCGCUGCUGGCAGUAAACUACGUGAAAUGGAAUCCAACUGGGUCACAUUAGUUAGUAAGAACUACGAGAUCGAGAGAGCAAUCGUCCAGCUCGAGAGUGAAAUAAACAAGAUGAAACAAGCACAAGGGGAUGAAAACAAAGAAAAUAUUCGGCAGGACUUCUGAGGGUGGAGAAGAAACUACCUACUUCCAUUUUGUCUUGAAAGUGGACACUCCUGUUUUUAAACUAGUUACAAUGACCAUGCAGGCAGGAUUUUCUGUUUAAGAAAAUAUGGUGUUGUAUUUAAUGUAUUCUUUGUAUUGAGUAGACCAAUAUUCUGUAAUGCCUAGUGGUCCAGACAGGUUUUUAUUUGGACUACUGCCUUUCCCUCCUACAUUCACACACUGUCCAGUAUUAGGUACAUUUAGCAACAAGAGAUCAAAUAUCAAUUGAGAUUUUCACACCAAUCUAGUUCUCAGGAUUAUUUAAUUAUUUGAUGGAAAGUCUUAAUCAGGUUUAUAUUACAUUUUUAUAGUGGCAUAUUUACAAAUAAAAUUGAGUUAAAUGUA
Stegostoma tigrinum is the source of this 1106-nucleotide messenger RNA. It is a transcript of the gene bcas2, whose product is annotated as BCAS2 pre-mRNA processing factor. The transcript is spliced from 7 exons. Gene Ontology annotation, biological process: mRNA processing. The record is from RefSeq and is a predicted model, not a curated record. NCBI's taxonomy places the organism in Eukaryota, Metazoa, Chordata, Chondrichthyes, Orectolobiformes, Stegostomatidae. Gene Ontology annotation, cellular component: precatalytic spliceosome; catalytic step 2 spliceosome; Prp19 complex. The coding region runs from base 45 to 722 and encodes 225 amino acids.